AUGACCCGUUUAGCCCUAUCGCCGACGUCUCCAUGGUUAAAAGCAAUCCAUCAGGGAAACUGCUUGGCAUUAGAGACGGUUAGAACAUAUGUUGGGGUAACAUAUGAUGUAGUCCCUAGGAGACUAGCCCUUAAGAGGCCCUUAACAAGUAGAUUUAAAUGCGGGUCCGAUGGCAGGGCGGGAUAUUGCAAAGAUUUACGAUGUUGA
Molecule: messenger RNA, 207 nt
Organism: Nezara viridula (southern green stink bug)
Lineage: Eukaryota; Metazoa; Arthropoda; Insecta; Hemiptera; Pentatomidae
Source: the annotation of a GenBank genome assembly